AUGGGAAAGCUGGUGUUUGACCCAUGGCUGGGUGAUGAUGCCUUGCUGCUUGUUCACAGGUUUCCUCCCUCCUUCACACCCCUCCUGCCUGCCCACUGCACCAGCCCUACCAACAGCUCUGCAUUGUUCAACAAGGCAGCCACAGGGCCUCUGCUGAUGGAUGCAGACCACGAGCUCUCCUCAGAUGUGCUUCAGUGGUGGCUGACCCUGCAUGGUCCCUCAAGUGGUGCCCACCUCCAGGCUAUAAUUCUGCAGUUCUUCAAUGUCCUCUGGGCCCUGACAGCUGAAGUGUGGAUCCCAUCUCGCUGCAGGACUUGUGAGGUGGUGGGAAACUCGGAGUGGCUGAAAAGGUCCAGCCAUGGGCUGCUAAUCGAUGCUCAUGACUGGGUGCUGAGGGUGACCUGCUGUCCCUGCCUGGUGGGACCAAGAGCCUGGGACCAGCAGACCAUGUACUUUGUUUUGGGACACACCAUCCUGCUAUCCUUUAGGAUGAACAGAGCAAAGGUCACUGGCUUUGAGCUGGAUGUUGGCAUGAGAACAACCCAUCACUUCAUGUACCCAGAGAGUGCAGUGAAGCUCAGGCCCAAUGUCCACUUGGUCCAUGUCCCCUUCUAACCUCUGGACCUGCAGUGGAUGACCAGUGCCUGCUCCACCAGAGAACUUACACGGUAUCACAUGAGAGUUAAACAGUUCAUCAAAGCUGAUAGGAACAAGGUGCUGAUCCUGAGUCCAGCUCUCCUCAAGUACAUCCAUGACAACUGGACAUAGCAUCAUGGGCGGUACCCCUACACUGGCUUCACAGACCUGCUCUUUGCCUUGAACACCUGCCAGCAGGUCUGCAUGAUUGGCUUCAGAGCAGACAGUGAAGGGAACUGGCACCACUACUGGGAAAAAACCUGUUCGUCUAGAGCCUUUCGCAGGACAAGAGUCCAUGACACUCAUGUUGAAUUCAGCCUCAUCAAGAGAUGGGCACAUGAAGGCAGGAUUGUAUCCUACAAGUGAUGCAUUUCCAAGAAACUGGAGCCAGGCUGUUUGGCCAGGAAGGGGCCAAAGGGCACUGCAUUUCACAGGGUUUCAGUACUGCUUGUGCUGGUCCUAUCAGCUGGGUACUGUAGGUGCCCUUCUCCCAUGGCAGCAGCGAUGUUGCAUUUAGCUGGACAUGGGGUGGGCACAGUUCUGCCCAUCCUGGUUGGGAGGGACAAAGGGGAGAUGUUGGGGCUGGAGGUGGGCAUAGAGUGUGUGGAUCUGCAGG
Molecule: messenger RNA, 1252 nt
Organism: Sturnus vulgaris (Common starling)
Lineage: Eukaryota; Metazoa; Chordata; Aves; Passeriformes; Sturnidae
Source: RefSeq, a predicted model, not a curated record